GGGAAAGAGAGGGAGGGAGGCAAGGAGGAAGGAACAGAAAGUUUAUGUACAUAAACCUUUUUUAAAAAAGUAUUGUUGCACCUGGUAGCUAGCUUUAGUGACACAGAAAUGAGAGGUCUGCUUAGUGCUUAAAUAGCUGAGAAACAAUGGGAUAGUGCAGGAAAGUUAACAAUUAACAGUCUCAGCUUAAAUUUUGUAACUACAGGGAACUGGAAACACAGCUGCCUCUCUCUUCAACAAAAGCGGGUCUCCUGGUUAAGAGAAAAAUUUUAACAUCUUAAAUUCUGAAAAAUAAGCAGCUCAGAGUUGAAUGACUAUCGUUCAGUUAUGGUUUUAACCAGCCUGCUCAUACUUAACUAUCUCUGCUCAUUUUAAAAGAGCAGCUGAGAGAGGAAUAGGGAGGCUUUUGAAAUGCCUUUUACUUUACUCUCUUAAAUGAGGGUACAGAGCAAUAAAGAGAGUUGAAGGCACCCAGCUGAAAAGAAGCAGCAAGGAAGAUGGGUCUGCUAAGUGUGGAUUUGCUGAUCACGCUUCAGAUCUUGCCGGUCUUUUUCUCCAAUUGCCUCUUCCUUGCGCUGUAUGACUCUGUGAUUCUCCUGAAGCACAUGGUGCUGUUUCUGAGCCGCUCUAAGUCUGGGCGCGGUGAGUGGAGGAGGAUGCUGACCUCGGAGGGGCUGCGCUGCGUCUGGAACAGCUUCCUCCUGGACGCCUACAAGCAGGUCAAACUGGGAGGAGAAGCCCCUAACUCCAGUGUAAUCCACAUAGCCAAGGGCAGUGAUGGUAGCAGUAGCAGCUGGAAGAAUGUUGGUGGCAAGUGUGGAACCAAAUGCCACCUUCUGGACUUUGCCAACUCUGAGCGGCCACUGGUGGUCAACUUCGGCUCAGCUACCUGACCACCGUUUACAAGCCAGCUGUCAGCCUUCAGCAAGCUGGUGGAGGAGUUCUCUGGUGUGGCUGACUUUCUGUUGGUCUACAUCGAUGAAGCUCACCCAUCAGAUGGCUGGGCUGCUCCUGGAAUCUCUCCCUCUUCAUUCGAAGUUAAGAAACACAGGAACCAGGAAGAGAGAUGUGCAGCUGCUCACCAGCUUCUGGAACACUUUUCCUUGCCACCUCAGUGCCAAGUGGUGGCUGACUGCAUGGACAACAAUGCCAACGUGGCCUACGGGGUUUCGUUUGAGCGAGUAUGCAUUGUGCAGAGACAAAAAAUCGCCUACCUGGGAGGCAAAGGCCCCUUUUUCUACAACCUGCAGGAAGUUCGGCUUUGGCUGGAACAAAACUUCAGCAAAAGAUGAAAUCCAUUCUCUACAGAAGUUAUGUUAACAGAUAUGUCCCUUUAAGGAGAUGCAAAAGGGAAAAAAAAGAGAAUGUGUUGGUUUGAAUAAAAGCUUUGAGAACACAAGCUUUUUGAUAACAAUUUCAAGUGACUGUUAAUGAGGAAAAGAAAAUUUAAAAAAAUCUAGCUCCACAGAAACAUUGUCUGAAAAAAAAUCCCACUCCUGUGCUUGCUAUAGAACAGAAGAGAUGAACAGGCUUCUGUGAAAAGGUGCUGCUGGCAAGCAGGAAGGGUGGUGAGAUAAGACCUGUCUCCCAGGAACCCCUCUCAUGAUGUGUCAGCUCUGGGGUGAGCCAGAGGAAGCAUUUCUGCUUGGAAGGCAUUCCAUGGAAAGACAGUGCUGUGCAUUAUUUCAGAAAUGCUUCUUUAGCCCUCUGUGGCCAAUGUAGAGAACAUGGGAGGAGCAAGAAGUUUGCAGUUACUUGCAUAGAAACGCAGUGGAGUGUAGUGAUUGUCCUCUCUUGGUAGAGAAGUUAUUGUUUAGGGGCUACAGGAACCACCAUGCAAUGCAUAGCUCAGGCAGACUGGCUGCUCAGAUCAAGAUGAACCAUUGUCUGCUGGUAUUUGUACUCUCUGUGGACACCUCUGCACAGCAUAUUAACUGUGUAAUGCUACCUAUAUGUUUGUAUCUGGUAUGCAGGCCUGUGCAUGCUGAGAAAGAUGUUAAAAUUUGUGGAGUUGGACCAAAAAGACAAAGGACAUCCAAUAAUCCCAUUACCAUUUGAAAACUAAAAUAGUUAGACUAUUUAUAAGAAAACAUUGAGAACCAUCUAGAGUAUGCAUCAUGAGACAAAACUCAGCUGACGUCAACCAAACCUGUAGUUCUCAGAGCUCACAACACACAUUUAACAAUAUUCUCUGGUUCUCAUCUCUGUUUCUUUACCCCACCUCUAUCUGUUUCUCUCUAACAAUAGGCUUAAAGGUAAUUUUUAGCUUCUAAAAAAAUAACUUAUUUCUCUCCUUUAUUUUUAUUUGAGAUAAUGACCUUGCAGGUGUAUUUUGGGGAUGGGGGAACUUAUGCACAGCGUUACCUCAUUGAAAUGGAAACCUAUCCUGUCAUUUACCCUGUUAAAUGUAGUCAUGCUGAUUUUUGAUAUCUUAGAUACCUGAAACUAGUUUAAAGCUAGUUUAUCUGAAUAUGAUUACAUGUUAGUUUAUCUGCAGGUUAAGUUGUUUGUUGCCUUAGAAUUGAUUAGCUGCAAUUCUGCUAACAGAUGAGCUGAUAGUCUGUUUCACUCAUGUUCUCAAAAACCUUCCCAGAAGAGAAACAGGGAGGACAAAUAGUGUGAAUUAAUGUGAAUGAGUGUAAAAGGUGGUAGAAUUGUCCUUCGAAUGGGUUUGAGGAAUUAAUCUUAUAUUUAAAGAGAUACUGUGAACUUAGAGUAUACAUUAAGUUUAAGUAUUUCUAAAACUAAAUUAUUUGAUCAAGCCUAAUGAAAAGGCAGAUCUACAAUGAACUAACCCAUUAGAUCUGAAAAAUGAAAACCCAUAUGGAAAUGGACUAUCCAAGCUUUCUCUCAACUUUGGCAGAAACAUGAAACAUAUAAACAAAGUAAGUGGGGAAUAUCAAGUUAGUUCUUUUAAUUUCUCAUCCUGCCCAUUGUCAGGAAUAUGAUGUGUUGACAUACAUAAAUAUUUCCAUUUUCACAAUGCCCAUUAAUAUGCUGUAUUUCUUCUUGCUAGGUUGUUGGUCAACAUAGCCAAUGUACAAGGAAUUUGGAAAUGUGUUUUCAAGCACAGAUCUGAAUUAAUGACAGCAACAUGGGUGAUUUCUCCCAUACUCAGAUUUGUGCUUCCCAUUCUCACAUUUUCCUUGACACACUGUUAAACAUAUACACACACACAGUUUGGUAAUGUGUGUCACAGAAGGGUGUAAAGAAUGAUCUUCAGAUCUCCUGGUGAGCCCCAUUGCUUAGAAGGCAUGCAUCUCUGUGUGUGUAUACAUAUAUAUGCAGUUAUGUAUGCAUCUGUAUGUAUAUAAUACAUUUUUAUGUAAGUAUAUACAUAUGCAUGCACAUAUAAGUGGUGUCUAAGACCCUUUAUAAUAAUUUUUCUGUUCUCCCUUCAUUAUUAAUACUGUAACUCACUGCUCAGUGUGGAAGAUUGUUAUAGCUCUUCAUGACUAACUGGGAUAAAUAACUGAAAUUUUUAAACCUAAUAUCCUAAAAACAGUAAUAUAGCCCAACUUCAUGGUUUAUUUAAUCCAGUGUCCUACCUCUGGCAGUAUCAGAUGCUUCAGGAGAAGGUGCAAUAGUUACUUACAGAACUUUCAUUAGCUUCAGCCCUUAUUAUUUUUGCCUCUUCUGAAGUGAUUGUUGAUGUCUCAUCAUCCCUAUGAGAGGCUAAUCCAGAGUUUUGAAAUAUAAAUAUUUUGUGAGGUGGAGGUUACUAAAGUCAAAAAACAUCACGUUUAAGAACAAAGAAAACCAAAAGAAAACCGAUUUUUUUUUUUCAAAUUUAAAUUGGCCGCUUUUCAAUGUCAUUCUCAUCUCUUGCUAUUAUAUGCUAAACCACCAUAAACAGAAGCGAUCCAAAUUUUUCUUCUGUAUGUUGGUCAUUAUAAAAUAUAUAUAGAAAUUUAUGUACCUUUUCUUUGUUUCUUAAGCCAAACAAUAACUCAUAUUCUUAUACAGGUCCAUAUUCUUUGCUUGUCCCUGAAUCUCUUUUAUUUUUGCUACAUUGUCCUUUUACUUAGGUCAGUAAAGAUGUAGACUUUAAUCCAAGUGAAAAUAUGUAUUGAUAUACCCAGCACAUCUUUUCCUUAUAUCCUAUUCUUCAGUCAUCUGAAACUUUCUUAAUCCAUAGCAGCUCCACAGCCUUUGUAAAACUUAAACUGGUCUUUUCUUUUUCUCUUUUCCUCGUUAUAUGGUUUAAGUCUGAACUGUUUAUCUGGGAAAUGCUGGACAAUAAUUUAGCACAGGUGUUGAAACAUGCCUUUAGUUCAGAGGAAAGAGCCUGAGUUAGUAAUUCAAUUUGUUAAUACCUAUUUGCAUAUCUAAAGUUACAAAUUUUUGUCAAGUCCAUUUUCUCCUUUUGAAUUUCCAUUAUUGUGUCCUGUAAUUCAUAGAUGCCUGUUCAUCACAUAGUAUACAGAAAUUAUAAAAUUGGCUCCCAUAAAUGAGAAGUCCACAUUGAUUUUCCACAAGAAAAAGUGCACAAAAACUUAAUUUCCUUUUUGGUAAUAUGCAUUACUUUCCUACCCAAAACUUAAAGAUAAUACAACCUCACUGAUUAUCAAGACAGAAAUAAAAUUUACAAAUCCUUGAAUUUCCCCCAAAAAUUUCUGUUCAAGAAAGUAAGGCUUUCUUCAAAGAGAAAUGAGCUUAGAGGAAAGAAAAAAAAUAUUUUCUAAAUGGUUGAUAGAAACAUAACCUCCUUUUUUUUUUUUUUUUUUUUGACAAUAUUUAAACAUUUUAUGGAAAAAGUUUUAAACUAAACUUCAUGAAUUGUCCUCAGCUGAUGAUAAAAGUGGCCAUAUGUCAGAUACAAAAAUUUUUGUAACAGUGUGUUGUUUUGAGUCCAGGCAGAAAUUUUACUGCUUUGCUAGCUUUGUUCUUCACAGCUGGUCUCGUCUGCUGUGAGACUGGAUUUACUUCUGUCUCUUAUUCUCACUGUUUCAGGGCACUAUACCAUAUUACUUGAGGUGCUUCAGUGUGACAUACAUAUUGAGCGAAAGCUCACAAAAUAGGUGCCUGAAAGUAUUCUGGAAGGCUACUGUAUAUAAUAGAGACUCCAAUACUGUGUCUCAGCAUUAGUAUGGGCAACUUCCAGUACUUCUUCAUUUUGAGCAAGGUAAAAAGCUAUUCUGGGUUAUCAUUUUACAUUGUUCUCUGUUCUUAACAUCUGUAUUUAGCACUGUAUAAAAGGAAUGUAAAAUGUUUUGUAUGGAUGACAAUGAUAGCAUUUUGCUCUUUCCUUGUGUAGACAAUGACAUAAUUUUAAGGCAGCAGGAAAACUUGCCCUGUUUAUUAAAAAAAAGAAAAUGUAUUGUGAAGUGUAUUGUUGAACAGCUGUCUGAACACUUUGAAAAACAAAAUUCAGUGAUUUUUAGGAAGGUGAUCUUGGUGGUGAAACCCAUAAAGCUUCUCAAAAAGGUAUCAGUGCUAUGCAUUCAGGCGUGUGUGGGAAGCUGUGUUUCUGUGUCUGUGAAAGUGGCUUUUCUGUGAUGUGGAGUAUAGGUUUAAGAGUUUUUAAGACUUUCAUUCAGUACUAUAACCAAAGCAAUAAGAGGUAUCAGGUAGGGAAUAUUGGCCAGUUUUGUUCAAGUCGACACCAUGUCUGUGACAAAGCCUUAUUCAGUGACCUUUGGGCCCCAUUCGGAGUCUUCGGAGAAGAGAGAUUGGGGUGACACAAGGGAGGGUGGUGUGCUUAUGAAGAUCGCUAAUAAAAGAGUGAUUAACUCAGUUAGCGUUCAGAUGCCCUCACACUGGCAUUCCUCUGUGCACCUUGGAGUUUCUGUAUUUGAAAGAGGGGUCUCUUUGGGUCAGUUAAUAAGAUCACCAUGUUGUAGGUCCUGCGUGUACUGACUAUGUGUUUGUCAUUGCUUAAAUGUUAAAAAUAUACUUUGCAGGAGAGCCAGCAAAAUUUUGUUACAAUAUGGUGCUCCAUGAAAUAUGCUUUCUAGAUUUGUUUUUCUUGUAUUAUAAUAAACGAUAAAAGAAAAUA
Molecule: messenger RNA, 5998 nt
Organism: Myiozetetes cayanensis
Lineage: Eukaryota; Metazoa; Chordata; Aves; Passeriformes; Tyrannidae
Gene: DIO2
Product: iodothyronine deiodinase 2
Exons: 2
Molecular function (GO): thyroxine 5'-deiodinase activity
Source: RefSeq, a predicted model, not a curated record